Molecule: messenger RNA, 2652 nt
Organism: Salvia hispanica
Lineage: Eukaryota; Viridiplantae; Streptophyta; Magnoliopsida; Lamiales; Lamiaceae
Product: putative cyclic nucleotide-gated ion channel 14
Biological process (GO): transmembrane transport; monoatomic ion transport
Cellular component (GO): membrane
Molecular function (GO): monoatomic ion channel activity
Source: RefSeq, a predicted model, not a curated record
UUAUUACAACUGGAAAAAGUUUCCACCUCAUCCACAAGACGACAUUUUCGGAUUUUCUGUGUCUCCAUUUUUUGUCACACACUGCUGCUUCCCUUAAAGUUUUGAUUUUUAAUGAUGGGACUUUGACAUAUUCUUGAAUUCAGCAUUUUUUCAGCAAAAUCACCAUGGAUCAAGAAAGGAAUUUUCUGGGUGUAGCUUUUGUUUGCAGAGAUUCAGUUCAAGAUUGCUGCAGUGGAAUUUGACCUUUUGCAGGAAUGGAUUUCAAGAAAGAGAGAAUUGUUAGGUUUCACAGUGAAGAAAAAAGGAAUCUUGAAAUGUUCUUGGAGAAAAAUGAGGGUGAGAGCCUAGAUAAGUCCCUCCCUAUUUUCAAGAAUUCUGCCCAUUUAAGGAAAGUUGAAGACAAGAUUCCAAAGUUUGGUAGGGCUAAGGUUUAUCCAGAAGGGUCAAAGCCAGAGAAGAAAGCAGUUCUUGAUCCAGGGAGUGAGAUUGUGUUGAAAUGGAACAGAGUUUUCUUGUUUUUCUGCAUAAUGGCUCUGUUUGUGGAUCCCUUGUUUUUCUACUUGCCUUCUGUGGUGAAUCAAGACAGUUCUUCAUGUAUGCAUACAGACCUCAAUUUGGGGAUCAUUGUGACAUGUUUUAGGACUGUGGCAGAUGUAUUUUAUAUGUUACAUGUGAUUAUGAAGUUUAGGAUUGCUUAUGUGUCUCCAAGCUCAAGGGUUUUUGGGAAAGGCGAACUUGUUAUGGACCGGAAUAAGAUAGCCAUGAGGUACUUGAAGUCGGAAUUCUUCAUUGAUUUCAUUGCAGCACUGCCGCUUCCUCAGAUUGUCAUAUGGUCCAUAUUACCAGCAAUCAGAAGCUCCCACUCUGAUCACACCAACAACGCCCUUGUACUCAUCGUUUUGCUGCAAUACAUCCCCCGGUUGUAUCUCAUCUUCCCGUUGAGUUCUGAUAUCAUCAAAGCUAAUGGACUUGUCACAAAGACCGCGUGGGCAGGCGCUGCUUACAAUCUGGUGCUCUACACGUUAGCAAGCCACGUUCUAGGGGCUUCCUGGUACUUGCUAUCGAUUGAGAGACACGCGACAUGUUUGAAAUCUGCUUGCAGGGACGAGUUCAACAACAUUGGCUGUUCGCUCAAUUUCCUCGACUGUGGCACACUGACCCACAGUGAUAGAGGAAUAUGGGUAAACAGCACACAGGUUUUCAAGAAAUGCAAUCCUGACGACACCACCUAUUUCAACCACGGGAUAUUUGGGAACGCCGUUGCAAACAGCGUUGUAUCGACUGGAUUUAUCGAGAAGUACUUCUACUGUUUAUGGUGGGGCUUACAAAACUUGAGCUCCUAUGGACAGACGUUGUCUACGAGCACGUUUAUUGGAGAGACUAUGUUUGCCAUUGUCAUCGCCAUCUUGGGGCUCGUUCUGUUUGCUCAUUUGAUUGGAAAUAUGCAGACCUAUUUGCAAUCUAUGACUGUGAGGCUUGAGGAGUGGAGGCUGAGGCGUCGAGACACCGAGGAAUGGAUGAGGCAUCGUCAGCUCCCAGAGGCUCUGCAACAGCGCGUGAGACGCUUUAUACAGUACAAAUGGCUUACCACACGAGGAGUUGAUGAAGAAUCUAUCCUCCGUGCCUUGCCAAUAGAUCUCCGUCGUGACAUUCAACGACACCUCUGUCUAGACCUAGUUCGUCGUGUCCCGUUUUUCUCCCAGAUGGACGAUCAGCUUCUUGACGCCAUCUGUGAGCGCCUUGUCUCGUCCCUGAGCACCCAAGGCACCUACAUUGUCCGUGAGGGCGAUCCCGUCUCGGAGAUGAUCUUCAUCAUCCGGGGGACGCUGGAGAGCUCGACCACGAACGGAGGCCGGACAGGAUUCUUCAACUCGACAACCUUGAGGCCCGGCGACUUCUGCGGCGAGGAGCUUCUCGCGUGGGCGCUGCUUCCUAGGUCCACCCUGAACUUCCCUUCCUCGACACGGACAGUGAGGGCACUCAACGAAGUCGAGGCGUUCGUGCUGAGAGCAGAGGACCUCAAGUUCGUCGCGAAUCAGUUCAGACGUCUCCACAGUAAGAAACUGCAGCACACAUUUAGGUACUACUCUCACCAUUGGAGGACAUGGGCAGCCUGCUUCAUUCAGGCUGCGUGGCGUCGCUGCAAGAGGAGGAUGAUGGCAAAAAGCCUCAGCAUUAGCGAGUCGUUCUACUUCCCUCACGACGCGCAGUCAUUGGAUGAACAUGAUGACGAGGAGGAAGAGGAAGAAGAAGAACACGAACAAGUAGCAGAGAGUUCUUCUCAGGCGAAACAGAACCUCGGUGUCACCAUACUAGCAUCGAGAUUUGCUGCCAACACGAAGAGGGGAGCGCAGAAGGUUAGGGAUUUGGAAAUGCAUAAGCUGCAGAAGCCCGAAGAGCCGGAUUUCUCAGCCGAUGCUGAGGAGGACUAGCUUAGCUCGACUCCGGAACCUGACUUGCUGUUUUUACUCUGCGUGGGACCCGGGCGAGACGAGCUGGACAGAACCGUGUUAGGUAUUCUUAUGAAGUCUUCUUUAUACGUUGGAUUGUUAGGCUACGAGUUUUGUACAGAUUUCGUUGUGUAUCAGUCAAAUGAAUCUGAUAUUGUUUCCUUUUUUCACUUUUAGCAUAUGAUUCUGUCAAUUUUUAAGA